CCUGUCUGUCACUGUUAGGGCUCGGUCAUGGCUCUGUCACAGUGCCUAGAAGACUCCCCGCUGAGGCUGGGGCCAAGACAAGUGGUCUCCGACGGGCAGAAUCUGCAGGAGGUCUACAACGAGAGGCACCGCUUGGCUCUGGAGCAGCUGUUGUCCGGAGGGAUCGACGACUUUCUGGAUUUCCUCAGGAAGGAGAGGAUUCCCAAUUUUCUGUCAGACGACGAAAUCCAGCGGAUCCGGAGCGCAGUCGUGCCCCCACGGUGCGUCUCCCUCCACGGGGAGGACCACCAGGCGCUGGAGCCGUCGCUCGGCGGUUCCCUGGACUGCUCGUCGGUCACCUACUUCCCUGAAGUGUCCGACGUGGAGCCGCCGCUGCUGGAGCUCGGAUGGCCCGCCUUCACCGCGGGGUCGUACCGCGGAGUGACGCGGGCGGUGGCGCACUUCCAGCCCAGCUACGGAGAGACGAUUUACAGCUGCAAGGAGGCAGCGAGGAGGCUCAUCAAGAGUGCCAGAGAGGUGAUUGCCAUAGUGACGGACUCCCUCACAGAUCUGGACGUCUUUAAAGAUCUUCAAGAGGCAUGCUCCCAACGUAAAGUCCCUGUCUACGUUCUGCUCGACCAGGCAUGUGCUCCCGCUUUUCUCAAGAUGUGCAGAAAUGUUGGCGUUCGCCUGGAUGAUCUUCGGCAAAUGAGAGUGCGAACCAUAACUGGUACGACUUACUACACGAGGUCUGGAGCGAGGAUCACUGGGAGAGUUCAUGAGCGGUUCAUGCUGAUCGAUGGAAACAGAGUGGCUACAGGUUCCUACAGGUUCAACUGGACCGACGGCAAACUGAACAGCAGCAACCUGAUCGAGCUCUCCGGUCAGAUUUCAGAGAGGUUCGAUGAGGAGUUCCGUGUCCUCUAUGCCCAGUCUCAGCCCAUGAGCACUCGUGGACCUCCUGGUGUCCGUGGCAGCAGCAUCUUCGAGAGCCUCGUGGUCAAGCACUCUGUCACUUUCUCUCCUCGUUUGACCAGAGAGAAGCUCGCUGAGCCGGCUUGUCUGACAAGUACACCCAGCCGUAAGCCCCAGGCGUUAGUGUUUGAGUCUCCACGUGAGCCCACGUCACCAGAUCAUCGUAAAGCCAUCCCAGUCUCUGACUCCACCACCAUAGAUGGGAUGGAGCAGAAGCACAUGCAGGAGGAGAUCCUGGCUGGCAGCAUGAAUCAGCAUUUUGCUGCAGAGCUGGUCUCCUGUCAUGUGUCGACUCAGACCAGCCUGUCGGUGGCAGACAGUGACACUCAGACCGACGCGCAGCAUCUCUGCGUCACGACGCCUCAGAGAGCAAGGCCAGUCCAGAGCGUCUCGCUGCCCCCGUCCAGGCAGACCUCAGCCCCUGCUGCAGCUCCAGAUGCAUCUUUAAAGGACACCUUCCACAAGCUGACCAAAGAGCGCCAGUACCACUACUCAGCCAUUCGCUCCAAACUGGAGCACAUGAUGACGUCGCUGAGCGAGAGGCGAGAGCUGGCGGACGUCACCAACAUGACUCGGGGGCUCGGAGCUCACAGCAGGCAGAGGAUGCACAAAGACUGUGCGCUGCCUGUGGAAGGUGCAGCGAUGGGCACUUGGCCAAGAGCCAGAUGUGUACACUAGUUUUUCUGCAGAGAUUUUAGAGCUGCAAGGUAGUGGGUAAAAAAAAAAUUUCUGCAAAAAUGUC
Nematolebias whitei (Rio pearlfish) is the source of this 1696-nucleotide messenger RNA. RefSeq names its product family with sequence similarity 83 member D (gene sack1d). Gene Ontology annotation, cellular component: mitotic spindle pole; cytosol. The record is from RefSeq and is a predicted model, not a curated record. Lineage: Eukaryota; Metazoa; Chordata; Actinopteri; Cyprinodontiformes; Rivulidae. Gene Ontology annotation, biological process: positive regulation of cell cycle G1/S phase transition; regulation of ERK1 and ERK2 cascade; protein localization to mitotic spindle. The coding region runs from base 28 to 1632 and encodes 534 amino acids. The transcript is spliced from 4 exons.